AUGACAGAAGCUCCUAAACCAUUACCUUUCUUCUACCAAUUCGCCUCUGGCGCCAUUGCUGGGGUUUCCGAGAUCUUGGUGAUGUACCCAUUGGAUGUGGUCAAGACCAGACAGCAAUUGGACAGCACCAAUGCCUACAAAGGCACCAUCAACUGCUUGAAGAAAAUUGUCAAGGAAGAGGGCUUUUCCCGACUCUACAAGGGCAUUUCUGCCCCCAUCUUGAUGGAGGCCCCCAAAAGAGCCACCAAGUUUGCUGCCAACGACGAGUGGGGAAAGGUGUACAGAAACUUGUUUGGCGUGCAGACGAUGUCGCAAUCGUUGGCAGUAUUGACAGGUGCAACUGCGGGAGCCACCGAGUCGUUUGUGGUGGUUCCGUUCGAAUUGGUCAAGAUCAAGUUGCAGGACAAAACCUCCAAGUUCAACGGCAUGGGCGAAGUGGUCAAGCACAUCGUCAAGACUGACGGGUUGCUCGGGUUAUACAAGGGUUUGGAAUCGACUUUGUGGAGACAUAUCUUUUGGAAUGCUGGUUAUUUUGGAUGUAUCCACCAGGUCAGAACCCUCAUGCCCCAACCCAAGAACUCAUCGGAAAAGACCCUCGUGGACUUGACCUGUGGUACCAUCGGUGGAACCUUCGGUACAGUGUUGAACACCCCCUUUGAUGUCGUCAAGUCCAGAAUCCAGGCUGGUUCCAGUAGAUACAUAUGGUCCUUCCCAUCCUUGUUGAUUGUGGCCAGGGAAGAGGGCUUCGGUGCUUUAUAUAGAGGUUUCAUUCCCAAGGUGUUGAGAUUGGGUCCAGGUGGUGGUAUUUUGUUGGUGGUCUUCACGACUUGCAUGGACUUCUUUAGAACACUUCAAGAUUAG
Molecule: messenger RNA, 861 nt
Organism: Suhomyces tanzawaensis NRRL Y-17324
Lineage: Eukaryota; Fungi; Ascomycota; Pichiomycetes; Serinales; Debaryomycetaceae
Product: mitochondrial 2-oxodicarboxylate carrier
Exons: 1
Coding region: 1-861 (286 amino acids)
Biological process (GO): transmembrane transport
Source: RefSeq, a predicted model, not a curated record